UCCACUGAAACCUUUUCGUCUGCUUCCGCGUUCGCGCACGAAAGUCACUUAUUAUUGUCGGAAUCCUUGCCGAGGAACCUGGUCGAUCGAUCUCUCCGGAACAUCUCGAUUUUUGAUUCGAGGUGCCGGAUCUCGAACGAUGUUGAAGUCUUUACGAUCAGAUAUUUAUCGGUUGGGGCUCCGCUUCUGCUCGAAACACACAGAAGAGUUCCCGGCCGAGCUGAAACCCAGGAAAGAGGCAGAAUACCAUGCCAGUUAUCACCAGAAAGCCAAGGGACGAAUCUAUGACAGGAAACCCAUGCUCGUCAAGCUCCGAACAGGCAGGCAGUACUUCUGGUGUACUUGCGGCUGGAGCCAUAGUCAGCCUUUCUGUGACGGAACGCACAAAAAUCCACAUUACAGGAUAUCCUUGAGACCAAUGAGGAUAGUUCCUGAAGAAACGAGAGAAUACUGGCUGUGUAAUUGUAAGCAAAGUUCGAAGAGGCCAUUCUGUGAUGGGACUCACAAGACAGAAGAAGUAGCCACAGCUCCCAGAGUUUAUAAGAAUGGUUUCUAGUUCGGCGACAUUGUAUCCGAACCGGCAAAGUUAUUCGUGGAGCUCGGUGGAAUGCAUCUUCAGAAUAUAGUUGUCAUAUA
Galendromus occidentalis (western predatory mite) is the source of this 636-nucleotide messenger RNA. Its product is annotated as CDGSH iron-sulfur domain-containing protein 3, mitochondrial. Gene Ontology annotation, cellular component: mitochondrion. The record is from RefSeq and is a predicted model, not a curated record. The transcript is spliced from 2 exons. Gene Ontology annotation, molecular function: 2 iron, 2 sulfur cluster binding. The coding region runs from base 140 to 556 and encodes 138 amino acids. NCBI's taxonomy places the organism in Eukaryota, Metazoa, Arthropoda, Arachnida, Mesostigmata, Phytoseiidae.